AUAAUAAUGUAAACUUCAAAUUUUCCGCUUAGUAAUUGUAAUUUGGUACUCGUAAGUUGUAAGAUACUACGAUUUCAUAUUUCUUACUAGAAUAUUUGAAGUUUACUGAAGAGUGAAGAGUCAUUUGUUGUCAAAUAUGGCUACCGAAAGAUACAGCUUUUCGUUGACCACAUUCAGUCCUUCGGGUAAACUUGUUCAGAUUGAAUAUGCGUUAGCGGCAGUGUCGGCUGGUGCAGCAUCAGUCGGUAUUAAAGCUUCAAAUGGUGUUGUAGUUGCUACAGAAAACAAGCGUAAAUCUCUUUUAUACGAAACAACAGUAGAAAAAGUGCAAAAAAUUACACCCAACAUCGGAAUGGUUUACAGUGGUAUGGGACCAGAUUAUAGACUUCUUGUUAGAAAAGCAAGAAAAGAAGCAGCACAGUACCAAUUGAAAUUCGAAGAAGAAAUACCUACAGCUUUACUGGUACAAGAAGUUGCUAGUGUUAUGCAAGAAUAUACACAAUCUGGGGGUGUAAGACCUUUUGGUGUGUCAUUGUUGGUAUGCGGCUGGGAUAAAACUGGCCCCAAACUUUAUCAGUGUGAUCCAUCUGGCGCAUUUUUCGCAUGGAAGGCCACAGCUUUGGGAAAAAAUUACGUUAACAGCAAACAGUUUUUAGAAAAAAGGUAUAAAGAAGACUUAGAGUUGGAAGAUGCUAUUCAUACAGCAAUUUUAGCAUUAAAAGAAGGUUUUGAAGGACAAAUGACUGCAGACAAUAUUGAGGUUGGCGUUUGUCGUAAGAAUAGACACAAUGAAAUCAUUUUUGAAAAGCUUGACCAACAACAAGUGGCUGAUUAUUUAGCUAAUAUACCAAACUAAGUUUAUGAAUAAUGUAUUUGUAAAUGAGUACCAACUAAAUAUUUAAUGUGUUGGAGUUAACAGCUCUUGAAUAAUAUGAGAGAGUAUUGUCAUCUCAUUAAAUUUUAUAAACGAGUUUAUUAAUGAAACAUAACUAAUUUUUCAAAGUAAAGGCAUAUGGUAUUUUGUAAGUACUGUUUUCAAUUUAUUACCUUUCAUGUAUUGGUUUUUGAACAUUAUUUUCAUUAGUUUUACAUUUUUUAUUUAAAUAAUAUUAUUAUGCUACCAACUAAUAAAAAUACAUUUUUCAAAAUUGUUAUUUAAAGUUUAUAUUACAUUUGAAUUUUCAGUUUAUUAUUGACACAUUUUUGAAGUGAUAAAUUAUAAAUAUUGAAUUGGUAGGUAAUUGGUUGAUUCAAUUAAAAAGUUCAUCAGAACAUCAGUAAUAAUAAACAUAAUUGCGUGUAAUUUGUUUAUGUAAACAAUAUUUCAUGGUAAAAAUAAACAACUAAAUAUUGUUAAU
Acyrthosiphon pisum (pea aphid) is the source of this 1358-nucleotide messenger RNA. It is a transcript of the gene Prosalpha2, whose product is annotated as proteasome alpha2 subunit. Gene Ontology annotation, cellular component: proteasome core complex, alpha-subunit complex; proteasome core complex. Gene Ontology annotation, biological process: ubiquitin-dependent protein catabolic process. NCBI's taxonomy places the organism in Eukaryota, Metazoa, Arthropoda, Insecta, Hemiptera, Aphididae. The record is from RefSeq and is marked validated.